AUGGCCACAGAGAUAACGCUAAACGAUCGUACACCAGCGAUACAUCGAUCGUUCUCGCUGCGACGAAAGAAGUCGAUUGGUUCAUGUGAUUCCAGUGCUUCAACUUCAACCAAUAACAAUGGUCGAAUCCCAUUGCCGGGUUUCGUCAUUCUGCUUGCGUCUGAUUCUCAACGAAGAAUCACCCUUUAUGGAACAGCAGCUGAUCGUGCAGGAUUGUGUAUCGGUGACGAGAUUAUUGAGGUGAACGGAACACCUGUCGAAGGCAAAGAACAUGCCGAAAUUGUACGACUCAUUCAUAAAAGAUGGAAUCGCAAUUUUGUUGUCGUCAAAUCAGAUUCAGUGUGUAAUGCGACAUCUAUCAAGAUCGCCGACUACCCCAGAUUUGCAUCGCUGGCUAUUCCUGCCGCAAGCGAUGCGCAUUUUGAGGUGAACAUUUGCUUAUGUCAUUCCAAGUUUCUGAGUGCUUUUUGGGAAUCAAUAGUAGCCUCCAGAAUCCGCAAAUUGCGUGCUUUUGUACCGUUUCGUAGUUUGAUUUUGUCUGAUUGUGAACGUUCCCCUCCGCUCCAUCUUGUAAGCAGCAUGGUAUUACUUUUAAUGUGA
This is a messenger RNA of Anisakis simplex (herring worm), 600 nucleotides long. Lineage: Eukaryota; Metazoa; Nematoda; Chromadorea; Rhabditida; Anisakidae. The record is from the annotation of a GenBank genome assembly.